AUGCUCUAUGUCAUACAUAAAGUGUUUCUGAAGCCAGAUAGAUUGACCAAAAGAAGCACUGACCAGCAGUUAAAGAUCCAAAUAGAGUACGACUCCAGCUUGGAUGGGUUAGAUGAAGCCAAAAGCAGCCUUGUGAAGGACAAGCUCCUCCCACAGGCUAUUGAUUAUCUUCAGAAGGCCUUCAGGGUUCGCAGGCAGUCAGGUCCAAUAUUACUGAGCAGACAAUGUGCAACCAAUCAGUACCUUAGGAAAAGAGAUGACCCACAUCUUAGGACGAAGAGGACUCACUGCAUUCUUUUACAUUUUAGGGUUUGCAGUGAGUCUGGCAAGUCCUGCGGCCCCGCUGGCUCUCCUGAUGGUGAGGGGGUGGUGAGGGCUGGUUUUGUGUUGUACGUGAGUGCGAUGACCACAGAGCGUUGUGGACAAGAGAACAUCGUAGCCUAUGCAGCGUACUGCCAGCUGGAGUCUAAACUGGACAGACCCAUCGCUGGAUAUGCCAAUCUGUGUCCCAAUAUGAUCUCCACUCAACAUCAGGAGUUUGAAGGGAUGCUGUCCACAGUCAAACACGAGAUCAUACAUGCCCUGGGUUUUUCUGCAGGACUCUUUGCCUUUUACCAUGAUGAUGAUGGGAAACCUUUGACGCCACGUUCUGCAAGUGGUCUACCUGCAUACAAUGAAAGUUUAGGGUUAUAUCAAUGGAGUGAUAAAGUCAUUAAAAGAGCAACUCGGCUGUGGGACAUCCGUGGUGGCCACAUGGUUAGACACACGGUCCAUCUUCUGGCCACCCCGCGUGUAGUUGAGGAAGCCAGGAGACAUUUUAAUUGCCCCAUUCUAGAGGGCAUGGAAUUGGAGAACCAGGGAGGUGCUGGAACAGAGUUCAACCACUGGGAAAAACGCCUGUUAGAGAAUGAAGCAAUGACUGGAUCUCACACACAGAACAGAGUGUUUUCUAGAAUUACUUUGGCCAUAAUGGAGGAUACAGGGUGGUACAGGGCAAAUUAUAGUAUGGCGGAGAACCUGGAGUGGGGAAGAUUUUUGGGUUGUGACUUUGUGAUGAAAAGCUGUAAAUUCUGGAUAGACCAACAUCGCCAUACGAGGCCAACCCUGAGCCCGUACUGUGAUUCUGUGAGGAGUGCACCUCUGCAGCUCACCUGCAGGCAGGACCAGCUGGCAGUGGCCGUGUGCAACCUGCAGAAGUUUCCUCAUGCGCUUCCUGUAGAGUAUCAGUACUUUGACCAUAUUCCUGGUGUCCCUGAGGAAGAUUUGCCAGCAUACGGAGGGGCUGUUGAGAUCGCAGACUACUGUCCUUUUAGCCAGGAGUUUAGUUGGCAUGUGGGUGGGGAAUACCAGCGCAGCUCUUACUGUGGAAUACAGGAGAACCAGCCAGCCACAUGGAGAAACUAUGGUGUGGAACAGUAUGGCCCAGGAUCAGUGUGUCUCUACCAAAAGUCACCAUUUGUAAUGGAGCAGUGCACCAAAAGAAUGACCUACCCAGACUGGGGCAGUGGUUGCUAUAAGGUGUCUUGUACAGCACAAGGGUUGUUGGUCUGGGUGCAGAAUGAUUCCUAUCCAUGUGUUCGUACUGGUCAGGUGAUCAGUGUGAGCAUACGGAUGAAUGGAUGGGUCUACAGCGGCCAGCUCAUCUGCCCAACCUGCUCCGACUUCUGCAGCGACUGCCCCCUCCCUCAUGAGAUCCCCCCUCUAAACACCACCAAGAGUGCCCGCUUAGAUCCUUGUUCCAGAUCUUCUUGUUUGGUGGUGAACUUAUGGCAGCUCCUGUUAACUCUUACUCCACUGCUGAUCGGCUUCCUCCUCUGUGGCAGGGACUGAAUUUGUUCCCAGUUGAUUGGGUGAAUAUGGAUGCCUUGAUAUGCUACAGGCUUCCCUUGAGAUUUAGCUGCUGUGGACAGCAAAACAGCGGUCACUUCCGUAGUGUAGCCUGUGAUCUGAUAACUCUUCUCUCUCUAUGUGGAGGUGUGAACUGUAGAUGGGAUUGAAAAGCCAUUGAUUGCUCCUUGCCUGGCUGUCAGGUGCCAGCGAGCUGUAGAUCCUAUGUGAAGCCAUAGGCAUGCAAGUUAUGGUUAUGCAGGUGCUAAUUAAUGUCCUCUUUGUCUCUCUGAUGGACCUGUAGCAUUUUGGUACUUGAAAUAGGCAUCUGGUUGAGAAUGAUGAGAGAUGUUCUCUCUGGUGUGUUCUGCUCAUGGUGCUUCUCUGUUGUUUCGUGAAAUUAACUUGCUGGCAAUGUUUUGAUCAGCGUAUAUCAGGUCAUGUGACUGACGAUGCUUGUGAUUUUGCAUGGAGAAGUGCAGGAGAGAUCUCUGUUAAGGUCCGUGCAAGUGCUGAAUUUGAAUUGUUUUUUCAGAAAUUUUAAUGUUGCUGUUGUACAAGAUAAAUACUUCAGAAAGGGUUUAAUCAUUGAAUUUAUUAAUGUACAGUUGGGUCCAGAAGUCUGGGAUUACUUUGAAGAUCUGGGAUUUGUUUAAAUUUACAGGUAAAUAGAACACUUUGGGAUUUUGAGAUAUUUCAAAAAAAGGAAAAAUAUGAUUUGAUAUGAAAAUUUCUAGGUCUCUAAUCCAAAGUUGACAUUGAUCAUGUGUCUCUUUGUACUGACAGUCAGAUGUUCUUGCUUCCGUUGAAGCACA
Messenger RNA from Sinocyclocheilus rhinocerous, 2642 nucleotides. Its product is annotated as leishmanolysin-like peptidase. The record is from RefSeq and is a predicted model, not a curated record. Gene Ontology annotation, biological process: cell adhesion; proteolysis. NCBI's taxonomy places the organism in Eukaryota, Metazoa, Chordata, Actinopteri, Cypriniformes, Cyprinidae. Bases 1 to 1830 code for a protein of 609 amino acids. Gene Ontology annotation, molecular function: metalloendopeptidase activity. Gene Ontology annotation, cellular component: membrane; cytoplasm. The transcript is spliced from 17 exons.